Molecule: messenger RNA, 810 nt
Organism: Caenorhabditis bovis
Lineage: Eukaryota; Metazoa; Nematoda; Chromadorea; Rhabditida; Rhabditidae
Source: the annotation of a GenBank genome assembly
AUGUCGUUUAUUAAAAUCCUUGAUGCUCUCCCAAACGUCUGCGAGUAUUUAUCGCGUCGUGAUAUCGCGAAUCUUCGUGAGACCGCCAAAUUAAUCAGUCAGCAACUUGUCAGAACUAAGACAUUCAAACAGCACAUUUAUUCAUUCGAUUUGGAGUAUGAUUCGAUACUGCAAUCAACUCAUCAAAUUGCGGUUCUGCGAAAAACCCUAACAUUGAAUGGGACGAUUCUGAUUGAGAUUCACAAUCCUGUUGAAGGCGAGACGGAGGAAGAAGAGCUCGCAAAAUUCGCGUUUGAGCAACUUCGUGAAGUAACAAUUUAUGGUAAACUCCGAUUGGCGAAGUUGCGUUUGGACUCAAUGUUUUAUAAGAAUUUAACAGCCAAAUGUGUUGAUUUGGGAAUCGUGACUACGAUGGACUUUACCCAAUGCAAACUGGAGAUCACACCAGCGGAAUUCAACAAGCUGCUUCAUGGCAGCAAAAUUUCGACAUUGAUCAUUCAACACUGUGAAAUGAGCACCGAUCUCAUAUCAGAUGAAUUGUUUGAAGGAUUGAAAUAUAUUGAGGCGGUGACGGUUCGCUUAUUGAGAUACACACUUUGCAAUCGUCUCACCGAGAAGCUCAUCCAAAAAUGGAUUGACUGCGAGCCGUCAAAUUUUCCCCGCUAUCUCGUUUUCUAUAAUUGCAAAAUUUCGACGGAAGCUGAGGAUAAAUUUUUAGAACUGGGGAAGAAAUCGCUGGCACUCGGUGGUCUCGCCUUAAUCGCUGUGGAGAUUCCCAGAUUGAAGGCACCCGUCGAUCAACAGGAUUAG